Messenger RNA from Panicum hallii, 681 nucleotides. RefSeq lists its product as uncharacterized. Lineage: Eukaryota; Viridiplantae; Streptophyta; Magnoliopsida; Poales; Poaceae. The record is from RefSeq and is a predicted model, not a curated record. Bases 186 to 461 code for a protein of 91 amino acids. The transcript has a single exon.
CAUCUUAUUUAGCGCCGGCGCACCGGCACCUACUACCACCAGACACGCUCAACUGGACACGCAGCGCGACACGGCGGCGCGUGCGGGCAUUGCACUUGCAGAGCGCUCCUCCUGCGAGUCCGAGGCCAGCGAGAGCGCCCCUCCCCUCCUUCCCUCCCGGCCUCCCCGUGCGUCUCCGGGCGAGCAUGGAGAGGCACGGCACGAGCGUGCGGCUGCUGCUCGCGAUGCUUCUGCUGCUGGCGACCGAGCUCGCCGCGUUCGGCUGCUGCGGCGGCCACCGAAUUCCCAGGGCGGACGUGGCUGCGUGGAGGCGGCACGGCCGGGUGGCGGCGGCGGCGGCGACGACGACGGUAGCAGCGGCGAGCGCGACGGCGCCCGCGGCCGCAGCCCGGGACGCCGAGGCGGUGCUCGGCGAGUCCAAGAGGCUGGUGCCGCAGGGCUCCAACCCGCUGCACAACUAGGAUCCAUCGAGGACGCGCAGGUUUUUCGUUCUAGGUUCAGCUUCCAUUUUUUUUUCUCUCGCUCAAUCACACACGGCGAUAGAUGCUCGCCCGUAACUGUAAUUAGCUAGCAGAGCAGUAGAGCAACUCUGAAUCUAAUCCAACAUAAGCGGAGAUUGUACAUGCAUGCUUCUUUGUUGCCAUGUUCUUCCGAGCAAAGAUCUGAUUCAGACAGCAACAA